Molecule: messenger RNA, 2168 nt
Organism: Ctenopharyngodon idella (grass carp)
Lineage: Eukaryota; Metazoa; Chordata; Actinopteri; Cypriniformes; Xenocyprididae
Gene: klhl17
Product: kelch-like family member 17
Exons: 13
Coding region: 252-2147 (631 amino acids)
Molecular function (GO): protein binding
Source: RefSeq, a predicted model, not a curated record
UUAUGGUUAAAACUUAUAUAAUUAAAAAAUGUUUUUUAGAAAAUGACCGAUCGUUUCGCUAGAUAAGAUCUGUAUUCCUCAUCUGGGAUCGCGUAGAGCUCUUUGAAGCUGCACUGAAACUGUAAUUUUCACCUUCAACCGUUUGGAGUCCAUUGAAGUCCACUAUAAGGAGAAAAAUCCUGGAAUGUUUUCAUCAAAAACCUUAAUUUCUUUUCGACUGAAGAAAGAAAGACAUAGACAUCUUGGAUGACAUGGGGAGUCCUAGAGUGAGGCCCAGGCUCCAGCAGGCCUUGGAGAGCACCGGCAUGAUGGAAGGGGGUAUGCAGCUGCUGAACCGGGAUGGCCACAGCAUCUCACACAACUCCAAGCGCCACUACCAUGACUCCUUUGUGUCCAUGAACCGCAUGCGGCAGCGUGGCCUGCUCUGCGACAUUGUGCUUCAUGUGGCCAACAAGGAGAUCAAGGCACACAAGGUGGUGCUGGCCUCCUGCAGUCCAUACUUCCACGCCAUGUUUACAAGUCAGCAGGUGCCUGGUUUUUCCUAUUGCUCGUCAGCCCCGCUGCACCUCAGACUAGAGUGUGAUGAUGAGAUGUCAGAGAGCCGUCAGACCCACGUGACCCUGCAUGACAUUGACCCUCAGGCUCUGGAGCAGCUGGUGCAGUAUGCCUACACUGCCGAAAUCGUAGUAGGAGAAGGAAAUGUGCAGACCUUGUUGCCAGCAGCUAGUCUCCUGCAGCUCAACGGAGUGAGAGAUGCCUGCUGCAAAUUCCUCCUCAGCCAACUGGACCCCUCAAACUGCCUGGGCAUCCGUGGUUUUGCAGACACUCACUCCUGCAGCGACCUUCUCAAGUCAGCCCAUAAGUACGUCCUACAGCACUUUGUAGAGGUCUCGAAGACUGAGGAGUUUAUGCUUCUACCUCUCAAACAGGUGCUGGAUCUGAUCUCCAGUGAUAACCUGAAUGUCCCAUCAGAGGAGGAGGUGUACAGGGCUGUGUUGAGCUGGGUCAAGCAUGACAUUGACGGGCGGAGGCAACACGUGCCCCGGCUGAUGAAGUGUGUACGUCUGCCCCUGCUGACACGAGACUUCCUGAUGAGUAAUGUGGAUACAGAGCUGCUGGUGCGUCACCACUCCGAGUGCAAAGACCUGCUGAUCGAGGCACUGAAGUAUCAUCUGAUGCCUGAGCAGAGGGGUGUGCUCAGUAACAGCCGCACCCGACCGCGUCGCUGCGAGGGAGCCAGUCCGGUCCUCUUCGCCGUAGGUGGGGGCAGUCUUUUUGCUAUUCAUGGAGACUGCGAGGCCUAUGACACCAGGACUGACCGCUGGCACAUGGUUGCUUCUAUGUCAACGCGGCGGGCACGAGUCGGAGUGGCUGCUAUCGGAAACAAGCUCUAUGCUGUGGGCGGGUAUGAUGGCACCUCUGAUUUGGCUACUGUAGAGUCAUAUGAUCCAGUAACCAAUGUGUGGCAACCUGAAGUGUCAAUGGGAACGAGGAGGAGCUGUUUAGGUGUGGCGGUUCUGCAUGGGUUGCUAUAUGCAGCAGGAGGAUAUGAUGGUGCUUCCUGUCUCAACAGUGCAGAGAGGUAUGACCCUCUGACCAGUACCUGGACCUCCAUUGCUGCCAUGAGCACCAGGAGGAGAUAUGUUAGAGUGGCCACAUUAGAUGGCAGUUUGUAUGCUGUCGGUGGGUACGACAGCUCCUCACACUUAGCCACAGUAGAAAAAUACGACCCUCAGAGUAAUGCCUGGACUGCCAUUGCCAACAUGCUGAGCAGGAGGAGCAGUGCAGGGGUGGCUGUACUGGAAGGCAUGCUUUAUGUUGCGGGGGGCAAUGACGGUACCAGCUGCCUAAAUUCAGUGGAACGGUACAAUCCAAAAACCAACACCUGGGAGGGAGUGGCUCCCAUGAACAUCCGCAGGAGCACCCAUGACUUGGUCGCCAUGGAUGGCUGGUUAUAUGCGGUUGGAGGCAAUGAUGGCAGCUCUAGUCUCAAUUCUAUAGAAAAAUACAACCCUCGUAGCAACAAGUGGGUGGCGGCGUCUUGCAUGUUCACACGCCGUAGCAGCGUGGGAGUCGCUGUCCUGGAGCUCCUCAACUUUCCACCUCCGUCCUCUCCUACACUUUCCGUCUCCUCCACCAGUCUUUGACAAAGGGUAAAAACCCGGCUU